AUGGAGCUGCUGAGUAGUGGCAGCCGCAGGUUCGGGGCAGUGCGCGAAAGCAGCAAGGAAGGGGAAGGGCGUUGGAAACUCAGAUUACAAAAUGACAUGAGCAGCACGGGGGUUGCCAAGCUGAAGCCGUAUCAUGUGAGCGAAGUGCUGAGAACACUGUUUGACGCUGACGUCGGUCUGGCGUUGUUCCGGUGGGCCAAGGACGUGCAGGGAGUGAAGCGGGACGAAUUUGUGUACUCUGCCCUCUUUGGACUGCUGGGGCGGGGGAAGGAUGCUGCAGGGCUGGCGAGGGCGGUGGAGGAGAUGAGAGAGGACGGGUGCAGCGAAAAUGCAUUCACGCUGCAGGCACUCGCUGCUGCGUACGCUCGUGCUGGCAGGUUUGAGGAGGCUCUUGCGACGCUGGCGGCUUUGGAGCAUGGGGGAUUUUCGGCUAGUCGUCCGUCUACUGUUGGACCACGCCCCACGGCCACCCCUCUCCCGGCUUUCCUCAGGGCUCGAGUGGACGUGCUAUUCCGCAUGGGCCGGUACCACGAUGUGAUCAAGGCGUUCAAUGCGACGCGGAGGGCAGGAGAAACACCCGACGAGUUCAUUUACAAUGUUGUCAUCGCCUGCCACGGCCGCCUCAACAACAGCGUUGCAGCUGAGGCCGUGUUCAAGGAGAUGAUAUCACGGGGAAUGGUGCCCAGUGUAAGCUCUGUGAAUACUCUCAUGGAAGCGUAUGGCUCGGUUGGCCGGAUUGACGACGCGAUGGCAGUUUUUGACCGCAUGUGCCUGGCUGCUGUUGCUGCUCGGACAAAUCAGGGGGGAGGAGAAGGAGGAUGGCAGAAGGGUGAAGGAAACACAAGGGAAGGGGGUGGGACAGGCAGCUGUGCGCAAGUGCCGACUGCUUCUCCUGAAGUGUCUCGAAAUUCAAGUGCCGUACGUCCUCCUCCGUCCAUUUGGCCGGCCCCGGACAUGAUCACCUACAGGAGUGCGCUGAACCUGCUGGGCAUAGCUGGGCGGCUGUCAGAAGCAGAGGCCACGUUUGAGGCGAUGCUGGUGGCUGGAAUGCACCCAGACGCCAUGGCUUGGUCCACCUUGGUGCUGAUGUGGGCCAGAGAGAGCAACCCCGAGCGCGCCGCCAUGUGGUUCGACCGCAUGCUGCUCUCCGGGUGUCAGCCCAAUGCGGCGGCGUACAAUGCGCUCCUGCUCGCGUUUGUGAGUGCGGAGAUGUUUGACGAAGCAGAGGAGGUGCUCUCUGCGUUCAAAAACGGGUGGGAUGUAGUGGGGCGGGUGGGGAUAACGCCAGGAGGAGAAAAGCACACUAAUCUCAGCAAACACAAGCCAGAAAAAGUCCCAUGUUCCACAGGCGAAACCAUGGGUGGUCAUGGUUACGUCAGGCCAGGCCGGGCUUUGAACCUGGUGCGAGGGAAGGUGCUCAACCUGCCUGUUGGCGAGCGUCCUGACUUGAUGACCUACACCAUGCUGCUGAAUGCUUGCACCACCUGCACUGCUCGCAGCGGUGUGGGCCGGUUGAUGCGGCUGAUGGAAGAGACGGAGCAUCCCGCCCACUCCGUGUUCCAGAUGCUCUUGGAGGGGUUUGAGGCGCCUCAGUCUGUGUGUCGCAUGCUUAUGGAGGAGGCCGUGAGUGAGGGAGUGAGUUUGGAAAGGAGUGAUGGAGGAAGUGAGGGAGGAAAGGGAGAGGGUGGCUGCGGGAUGACGGAGAGGGAUGCUGUUGCAAGAAUGAUGGUGAGGGGUUUGGUGGAACAGGAGGUGAGGGAGGUGUUGGCGGAGUGGGAGGCGGAGCGGUGGCGGGAGGUAGAGAGGAGGAUGAGAGGGGCUGUGUGUACCAAGGCUGAUGUUCACUCCCAGCGUGGCUUUUCUGAGGCUUGCAUCUCUUUCCUGCAUAAAUUUGGGCAACACGAACGGGCAGCUCGCAUGUGGGAUCUCUGCCACACGCGACUACAGCUGUUCACUAACACCGUUCGUCUGCCCGCGAUUUACGGGCGGCAUGGGAAAUGUUUAUUGGACUUACACGGCAUGUCAGGAGGCACUGCAUUGACCGUGACCCGGUGGGCGUUGGAGAAGAUGCGGCAGGCUGUGGUGGCCUCUGCUGCCUCAGGUGCUCCAUCAGGUGCUUUUGAUUCACCACUGGGAAUAUCAAGGGAAACAGUAGCAGGAGGAUCCAAUCUUAUGGCAGGGGCGGUGGAACCAGAAGAGGAAGCAGAGGAGGAUGAAGAGGGAGCUGCAGUUGGUGAGGUCGAGCCACCAGGAUCAGCUGUGGCGCAGGCGCAGAAGCAACCACUAACAGCAGCAGCAACAGCUGGUGGUGCUGCUGCUGGUGGUGGUGCUGCUGCUGGUGGUGGUGCACUAUCCCGGAAUGAAUUACCACCCUUGCAGUGGCGGCGGCCAGGGAAGGUGGAGGUGGUGACGGGGUGGGGCAAGCGCAGCCGGGUGCAGGGGGCGUCACUGGUGAAGGCAGCGGUGGAGGCGCUGCUGCUGAGGGACCUCACAGCGCCCUUCUCCCUCCACCACUCCCAUCCCGGCUCCUAUGAGGCCCUCGGCAUGGACCUUGAGCACUGGUUGCUCAUGCCAGUAGACCGUGCCACAGAUGGUUCUCCUGGCGCAGCAGCAGUACCGGCAGCAGCACCGCCAUCAGCUGCUGCUGCUCCUGCCAGCAUCCACACCAGAUGCUUCACGCAGAGGGCAGAGAGACGGAGGCCCUUGGCAGCAGCAGGCGCAGCUGCUGCUGAACCGGUGACGCCAGAAGCAGCAGGAGCUCCAGAGGUGCGUAUUAGAGAUGGAGGAGAGGUGAGCUGGCAGGAGGAGCCUUGGUCUGAGGAAGAUUGGAAUGGGAUGGCGAACGGGUCAACAGGAGGGAGCAGGCAGGGGAGAAGGGGAGGGGAUGGAAGUGGAGGAGGGAGAGCAGAGGGUGAGAGCGGAGUAGCAGGUGUGGCAGCAGCGAGAGCAGCCGAGAAGGAGAGGAACAGGAGCAUGGUGGCUUUGCUUCGCAACAUGCUGACUUCCCUCCACGAUUCCCCACCCCGUGCGGUUCCUCUUCCUCCUCAUCCUUCGAGUUUUCCUGCUUCCCCUAGUGCCGCGUCCCCUGCUGCUACCUCUUUCGCUCCUGCUGUUCCCUCUGAGCAAGUCACUGCUCCCUUGCAGAAGAGGGUUAGAAGCAGGCCAACGGCCAUGGGUGACAUGGUGGCGCUGCUGCAGCAGCAGUGGAUGGACCAGCAAGCAGGCAGCAGCAUUAACGCCUACAGCAGAAGCACGAAGAGCAAGAACAAGAGCAGGGUGAAAGCAACAGGUUCAGUGAGCAGCAACGGGGAAGAGGAGAUGAAAGCUAGACGUCCAAACAGCAGCCCACAUAGCACACCCUUUCCGUUGGGCCACAACUCUCUGGGUCAGGUGACAGCCUACCAUGUGACGGAGGUGUUUCGAACUCUAUGGGACGCUGACGCCGGUCUCGCCUUGUUCCGGUGGGCCAAGGACGUGCAGGGGAUGAAGCCGGACACGUAUGUGUACUCGAGCCUCUUUGGCCUGCUGGGCAGGGCAAGGGACGCGGCGAAUCUGAAGGGGAUUUUGGAGGAGAUGGAGGAGGACGGGUGCGAGCACAACGCCUUCACUCUGCAGGCGCUGGCUGCUGCGUAUGCCCAUUCUGGGAGGGCUCGAAUCAACGUGCUGUAUAAGAUGGGUCGGUGCCGUGACGUGGUCAGGACAUUCAGAGAGGUGCGGGAUGCGGGCCACACACUGGACAGCAUUAUCUACAACAUGGCAAUCACAUGCUACGGUCGCCUUAACAACACUUACGGGGCUGAGCUGGUGUUCAAGGAGAUGAUUUCCCGCAGAGUGCAGCCUACUGUGCGCUCUGCCAACGUCCUCAUGAACAUGUAUGGCUCAGCUGGCAGGGUUGACGAUGCCAUGGCGGUCUUUGACCGCAUGUGCCUCGCUGCUGUUGCUGCUGGGGCGGGUCAAGGGAGAGACGGAGGAGGAGCAGGAGCAAGUGAAGGAGAACAAACUGUGAGCCUCCUCAGCGAGGCAGGUCGACUCUCCGAGGCAGAGGCCACGUUUGAGGCGAUGCUGGUGGCGGGGAUGCAGCCAGACGCCGUUGCAUGGGCCACCAUGGUGCUCAUGUGGGCUAAAGAGAGCAACCCCCAGCGUGCAGCCUCGUGGUUCAAGCGCAUGCUGCUUGCUGGGUGCCGGCCCAAUGCGUCAGCGUACAAUGCGCUGCUGCUCGCGUUUGUGAGUGCGGGGAUGUUUGAAGAAGCAGAGGAGGUGCUUUCUGCGUUCAAGAAUGGGUGGGACUUGGUGGGGCAUGUGCAGGUGCUAAGAGAGGAUAAUUAUGGUGCAGACGAGUGCACGCUCGCCCCAGCUACAGCUCCAACAAGAAGUCGGGUCAGUGGUUCCAGUCAAGCACUAAACCAGGCAGGAGGCAAGGCGCACAAUGUGCUGGCUGGUGAACCUCUCAACCUGAUGACGUACGUGAUGCUGCUCAAUGUGUGUAUGGUCUCUACAGCUGGCAACACUGUGAGUUGGUUGAUGCGGCUGUUGGAAGCCACAGAGCAUCCCGCCCACGCUGUGCUUCAGCUGCUCAUGGAAAGCCUUGAGCCACCUCGCACAUUGUCCCACCUGUUUGUGGAGGAGGGCUGGAGCGAGGGAGGGAGUGAGGCUGCAUAUGAGGAAGUGAGUGAGAGAGUGAGUGAGGAGAGUAACUGUGGAAAGGACAGGAGGGAUGAUGUUGCGAGGGUAAUAGCGGCUUGUUUACUGGAGAUGGAGGCGAGGGAGGUGGCGAGCCCUGAACUUUCGUGCUCAUUGUCCCACCUCUUUGUGGAAAAGGCUGGGAGUGAGUGGGGAAUUGAGAGAAGUGAGGGACGGAAUAAGGAAAGUAGUUGUGGGAAGGGCAGGGAGGAUGGUGCUGCGAGGGUGAUGGCGGCUUGUUUAGUGGAGGCGGAGGUGAGGGAAGUGGUGAGGGAGUGGGAGGAGGAGCGGUGGCGGGAGGUAGAGAGGAGGAUGAGAGGGGAUGCUAUUGCCAAGACUGAUGCAAAUUGUCAGCGGGCGUUUUCAGAGGCAUGCAUUGCCUUCUUGCAUAAAUUUGGGCAGCACGAGCGGGCAGCCCGCAUGUGGGACCUCUGCCACACGCGACUACAACUGUUCCCUAACUGUGUUCGGCUGCCUGCGAUUUAUGGGCGCCCUGGAAAGUGUGCAUUAGACCUACAUGGCAUGUCAGCAGGCACAGCGGUGACAGUCACCAAGUGGGCGUUGGAGAAGAUGCGGCAGGCUGUGGUGGCCUCUGCUGUCGGUCCUUCAGGUGCUGUUGAUUCAUCGUUGGGAGUAGCAAGGGCAACAGUUACAGGAGCCGAUUCCAUGCUAGCAGCAGCAGAUUUAGCGGAGAAUCUAGAGGAUGAUGAAGAGGGCGUUGCACUGGAAGAUCAGGAACAAUCAUUCGACGACUCACAGCUGCAGUGGUGGCGGCCGGGGAAGGUGGAGGUGGUGACGGGGUGGGGCAAGCGCAGCCGGGUGCAGGGGGCGUCGCUGGUGAAGGCAGCGGUGGAGGCGCUGCUGCUGAGGGACCUCACAGCGCCCUUCUCCCUCCACCGCUUCCACCCCGGCUCCUACGAGGCCUCUGGUGCUGACCUUGAGCACUGGCUGCUCACGCCAGGUGUCGAGCAAUUAUUGGCUUUAAAAAAUGAGGACUGA
Molecule: messenger RNA, 5679 nt
Organism: Closterium sp. NIES-65
Lineage: Eukaryota; Viridiplantae; Streptophyta; Zygnematophyceae; Desmidiales; Closteriaceae
Source: the annotation of a GenBank genome assembly